Pangasianodon hypophthalmus (striped catfish) is the source of this 1683-nucleotide messenger RNA. Its product is annotated as interferon-induced protein 44. Lineage: Eukaryota; Metazoa; Chordata; Actinopteri; Siluriformes; Pangasiidae. The record is from RefSeq and is a predicted model, not a curated record. The transcript has 8 exons. The coding region runs from base 153 to 1019 and encodes 288 amino acids.
UGAGAAGUCAGUGGGUGGUACCAAUGUUUGUAAGGCAGAGAAGAAACACAGGUGGCGAAGACUGACACUGUGAAACUAGGAAAACUGAAAUAAAAGUAGACCUACGCAACUAUAAACUGAUUUUUCAGCACGAUUCAGUUAAUUGAAUAAAAAUGGGAGGAUCAGAGUCCAAAGGAGCAAGUCCACCAGAAUUUAACAGCCCAUGGAGGCCCAUGUCCUGGGAAAAAGGUGUACUUGAACAGAAACUGAGGGACUUCAAUCUGAACAAAUCAAAGUUUCAGUUUGUCAGGAUUCUGGUUGUUGGUGAAGUCGGAGCAGGAAAGUCCAGUUUCAUAAACUCAGUCAAUAAUGCUUUCCAAGGAAGAAUCACCAGUGGGGCUCUUGUUGAUGGAAUAGGUGGAACCAGUUUCACAAAAAUAUACAAAACCCAUUACAUUGAAGGAAAGGAUGGUUCCCCUUUGCCUUUUGUCUUCAAUGAUAUCAUGGGACUUGAAGACAAAGAAUCUGGUGCACAUGAACAGGACGUCAUCAAAGCUUUACGUGGGUUUCUUCAGGAAGGAUACAAAUUUAAUCCUGCAUCCCCGCUGUCUCCAAAUGACCCUGGCUACAGGAGCAACCCAAGUGUUGAGGAUCAAACCUUCUGCCUGGUCAAUAUUAUUGCAGCAGACAAAGUAUCACUGAUGCAUGAUGGGGUCUUUGAAAAGCUGAAAAAAAUCCGCCAAGAGGCAACAAAUCUGAACAUACCUCAAGUAAUCGUCAUGACAAGACCAGAUUUAGCAUGCCCACUGGUUAAAUGUAACAUAAGGAAGAUCUACACCAGCAAGAAGAUCAAAGAAAAGAUGCAAGAGUGUAGUAAUCGGCUGGGUAUUCCCAUGAAUCAUAUCUUUCCUGUGAAGAACUACCAUGAGGAGAUUGACACAAACAAUGACAUGGAUGUUCUGAUCCUCAAGGCGGUUGAUCAGAUUGUGAACAUCGCUGCUGACGCAAUGAAGGAGAUAUCCCACGGCCAACAUGAGUAAAGAUGCAGAUUCGAACACCUCAGUCACUUUAAUGUAUCAAGAAAUGAUUUCUAAUGUAUUAAAAAACAUGAUAGCAUUGUUACUUCUAAAUGAAGUAGGUUACUAAAAAAGAGAUUUAAAAAAAGAUAAAGGUCUUGGGAAAUAAUACAGGCAUAUAUUAUAAAAUUAUGCAUAUAUAUAAAACUAUGAAGAAAACCUUUUGUGAUCAAAUAAAAUGAUUACAAAGAUGUCUCGGUCAGUUAGUCUCAGUCAUGCGUAAUCAAAACCCUUAUUCGAGCCCUAGUGUUACACAAAUCCUCACCAUUAAUAGCAAUAAACAAUGUGGUUAUUCAGAAUUUAUGCUUAUGAAUCACAUUUCAUGUAGUUGCUAGUUUUCUAUGUGUUUUCCUUUAACCUUGAAACAUUUUGCUUCUUAGCUAAUAAGUAAUGAGUUGCCAAAAUAUGUUAUAAAUAUUGAAAUUGCACAUGCCUUGGUAUAUUCAGUGUUUAACCUCUAUAAGCUAUUAGCCUAGACCUUUCAACAUGUUUGCCAAGGUUUUUGGUUUGGUAUUUUUUGCAUUUGGUUUGCGAUUGUGCUUAGUAAACAGAUUUUCACAUGCAGUUUGUCUCCUCUUGUGAAGUAUUACAAAAAAAACUAUAGAUUAAAAAGCUAAACCUCUGUUAA